Chaetomium fimeti is the source of this 2624-nucleotide messenger RNA. Its product is annotated as SNF5-like protein. Gene Ontology annotation, molecular function: transcription coregulator activity. Gene Ontology annotation, biological process: positive regulation of pseudohyphal growth by positive regulation of transcription from RNA polymerase II promoter; chromatin remodeling. Lineage: Eukaryota; Fungi; Ascomycota; Sordariomycetes; Sordariales; Chaetomiaceae. The record is from RefSeq and is a predicted model, not a curated record. Gene Ontology annotation, cellular component: SWI/SNF complex; nucleus; nuclear chromosome. The coding region runs from base 321 to 2558 and encodes 745 amino acids. The transcript has 2 exons.
GCAAUGCACCAGGCCAGCCUCCGCCGUUGUCAUCCCAUUGGCCAGUUGCGCGUCGCCGUUUCUUCGACCUUUCGCGCAUCCCGUCCCGGGCCAGCCUCACCGCGAACAGAACGACCUAAAGUUGAGCGACAGCGCAUCGUCGCAUCUCGACAUUCACGACAACACACACUCCAAUCCACGCGACCCCGACACCGAACGAAGCGCGCAUCCGGGAAUUCCCCUUGCUGCGUAGCCGCGGCCAUUCUCUUCUUAUUUUCUUCUUUUUUUAUCUUUUUUUUGCGGCAUUGUCCCCCUCUCCUUUUUGUAUUCAAUUAUUCAAUAUGGCCGCUUCCCAAGUGUCCGCAUCGUCGGCCGCUGGCGGCGACGCUGACGGACCAUCAUCAACAGCCCCCGCGAGCGCCGCUUCAUCUUCAUCUGUUGCUCCCGCGACAGCCCCCCCGACAACCAAUGCCGCACCAUCCAAGUCCGCCACUCCUCAAGCCGAUGCGACCAGCACUCUCCCGACUCGCGACAAGGCGGCACUCGAUAGAGCCAUCGUUGAGCGCUUUCAGACACACGAUUGGAUCCAUUCCGCGGCCCUCAAGGAAGCUCAGAUCCGGCUCGAGAAGGACACCAAAGAUAUGCUUGCACGCGCCAGUGACUACCGCCAAUACCGCGACUUCUAUGCUGCCUUCCCUGCCAGGCUCUAUGGGGAGGGCUAUCGUGGCUACGGCAACGGCUACACCGAAAAUGGCUCCACGACAAAAAUCAUAUACCCAUCGCAGAAACCGCGCCCCGGUAGGAAGGCUACACCGGCCCUCAAGUUCGCCAAGAAGGACAUGAAGAAGCAGGCCGAGCAACACGAGGAACUAGUACCCGUCCGGAUAGACGUCGACUGGGACAAGAUCAAGCUGCGCGACACAUUCACCUUCAACCUUCACGAGCGCCUGGUGUCCGUCGAGCUCUUUGCUGCCCAGCUAAUUGAGGAUAUGGGGUUGAACCCAGGUACCGACAAACCAGUGUAUGACCACGUGGUGCAGCAAAUACACGAGCAGCUGAACGACUUCUACCCUUUCGCUUAUUCCGAGGAAGACGCCCUCGAUCCAGAGCUCCCGUAUUCGGCCUACAAGAACGACGAGAUGCGCAUCCUAGUCAAGCUUAAUAUCACGAUCGGGGCCCAUACGCUAGUCGACCAGUUUGAAUGGGAUGUAAAUAAUCCUAUGAACUCGCCCGAGGACUUCGCCACUAGCAUGGCGCGCGAUCUAUCGCUGUCGGGCGAAUUCACAACAGCAAUUGCGCACUGCAUACGCGAACAAGCACAACUAUUCACGCGCAGCUUGUACAGCGUUGGCCAUCCAUUCGACGGCCGCCCGAUCGAAGACGCCGACCUCGUAGCUGCGUUCCUCCCGACCCCCUUGCCCUCCGUUUUCAGGCCGCAGCAACAAGCAAAAGAUUACGCGCCAUAUCUGUACGAGAACACGGAAGCCGAGCUUGAGAGGACCGAGACCAUGUUCUCGCGCGAGCAACGGAGACAGAAGCGCUCUAUUAACCGGCGCGGCGGCCCUCAGUUGCCCGAUCUUAAAGAGCGGCAGAGGACGAUACGGACAUCCAUUGUUUCUUCGGUAUUGCCCGGCGCUGCGAUAGACGUCGAGGAUAGCCGUCUCUACAAGCGGGCGUUGGGCGGUGGCUUAACGGGGAGGGGCAAGCGGGCAGCUCGUGAUGGCGACCUGUCUGACUCCGAUGACAGUGACGACUCCGUUCCCGACUCACCCGCUAUGUCGCAGCUCCAGGGCACUGCCAGGACGAGGGGGAUGCGCGGUGCUGCCAGCGCGGCCGCUCAGCGCAUGGCAAACCUGGGGCGAUCUGAAACCCCCGAAGCGAUUAUCCACCACCACGAAACACGCACAUCCCGUCGCGUCGGCCGCGAAGCCACCCGAGAACAGACCGAAGAACCCCAGCAAUACAUUGUCACCCUCCACGUCAACCCCGCGAGACUACGAAAGCUCAUGCGCGAUCUACGGGCCAGACAAACCCCACACUCAUCCGCCACGCCCACGCUCACCCACCAACGAGCCCCGAGCGCUGCCGCCCCAGGCUCCAUGGGCCCCCCGUCCACCCCCUCCGCACCCAACCAACACCUUCCGCCUCGACCCAACAGCGUGCCAUCCCUCCAGGGCCAAAUAGGCCGCGUCCCUGCCCCGCCACCAGGGCCUAACGGAGCAAACCCAGACCCACCGCCCCCACCGCCCGACUGGCUGUCCGCCGCGCUAGCAGCCCUGCUCAAGUCGUACCCGACCGACUCGUUCGAGGCCAUGAUGCGCUACUGCGCCAUCAACACCGACACCAACGCCUUCGUCUCGCCCCUCGUCGCCGCCCCGCCCGGCGAACCCUUGCCCCCCAACAUCCAGUUCGCCUGGCUGCCCCGCAUCCGCUGCCGCGACUGCCCCGGCAAGUCCUACACCGCCGGCCCCGACACCACCGUCCAGAACUUCGAGGUCCAUCUCAAGAACCGUGCGCAUCGCGAGCGCGUGCUGGCGAGGCUGGGGAAGGGCAUGGUUCCGCAGGGGGGUGGGGCGUGAGGGGGUUGGUCUUUUUGGCUUGGGGUGGGUGGAGGUGUAUUGUGUUUGUGUUGCGAGAGAUCCAGG